Porites evermanni is the source of this 535-nucleotide messenger RNA. The record is from the annotation of a GenBank genome assembly. NCBI's taxonomy places the organism in Eukaryota, Metazoa, Cnidaria, Anthozoa, Scleractinia, Poritidae.
GCAGCCUUAGUAGAAUUUGAGGUGCCAAUAACUGAGGCUCCACCAGCAUAUGAUAUAGAAGAAGUUCCAUUUGAAGAAGAAUUAACAUCUUCACCUACCUAUUCAGUGCCAUAUAUUGAUCCUCCAGACUACGGUGAUAUAAUAAAUAACGCUGGAGAAGCCUCUCAAAUAGAGGAAUCUAGGCUGGAAGCGGGCUUUGAAGAGCCAAAUUAUAGUAUUCCGAGGUAUGAUGAAAUAGAAAAUGAUGGCUACCGGCCCCAUACCAGGUACAAAUUAUAUGAGGCCGAUAGCAAGCGAAAUGUGAGGAAAGUUUUGAGUAAGAGGCAAAUUUUGAGUGAACUUAAUGGGGAGAUAAUGAUAAGAGACCGUAGAACUGGAAAUAAAGGUCUCGUUAGUAGAAGUAUGUUUGUCUGGGAAUGCUAUAUAUUAUGGCCUGAGAUUACGGUAUUCAAUCCAUGGUGAAUUUAUAUUUCUAGAUAAGAAUAUAUAUAAUUGUGAUUUUAUGAAUUUGGAUAUUGAGGCGGGGAUAUGUUAG